Molecule: messenger RNA, 282 nt
Organism: Rotaria sp. Silwood2
Lineage: Eukaryota; Metazoa; Rotifera; Eurotatoria; Philodinida; Philodinidae
Source: the annotation of a GenBank genome assembly
AUGGAAGAACACAUUUUGCACACUUUAGCUAAAGAACAUAUUAAAAGUCUUUCUGAAUUUGGUGCUGUCCGUCAUAAAGAUGUUGUGAAAUGGUUAUCAGAUGUUGAAGAAGUAUUUAAUCGAGCUCAAUUUCAACCAUCAAAUAAAUAUUUAGCUGUACUAUCAUAUUUAAUUGAUUCUGCUGCAAAAUGGUUCAAAUAUAACAAGUCUACUAUUAUUGAUUGGCCCACAUUUAAAAUUGAACUUAUUAAAGCUUAUCAACCAUCACUUCAGCAAACAUAA